Amphiprion ocellaris (clown anemonefish) is the source of this 3223-nucleotide messenger RNA. RefSeq names its product Rho guanine nucleotide exchange factor (GEF) 39 (gene arhgef39). Gene Ontology annotation, cellular component: plasma membrane. NCBI's taxonomy places the organism in Eukaryota, Metazoa, Chordata, Actinopteri, Pomacentridae. The record is from RefSeq and is a predicted model, not a curated record. Gene Ontology annotation, molecular function: guanyl-nucleotide exchange factor activity. The coding region runs from base 211 to 1470 and encodes 419 amino acids. Gene Ontology annotation, biological process: positive regulation of cell migration. The transcript has 12 exons.
CGCUUAAAGUACAGACGUUACUGGAAGACCUACCUCUCUGCAGCACACGGUAAACAAACCAAGUAAAGUCAGUUCAUGUUUAUACAGCAGUUUGUUUCUCCUGCGAAAUAGCGCUGGUGUAACAAGGAACAAUAGUUUUUUGUUAGAUAGUUCUGUAUCGUCUCCUCGUACCAGAUCGAUAUUAAGAGUGUUUUCCCUGUGGCAGUGACUAUGAGUUUCUUCACACGUCCCUUCAGUCCCCUUGGCAGCAGUGUCCAGGAGCAGAGAGACCGCUGGGAAAGAAAACGCAGUCGAACGGCCAGAGAGUUGGUGCAGACAGAACAACGAUAUUGUCAACAACUGGAACUUGUAACCACUUUUUUUGUGGAGAUCUUGAAGGCCAAAGGAACCCUCAGGCGGGACACCAGAGAAAGCAUCUUUGGUUCAAUUAAAGCCAUUCAUUCAGCAAACCAAUCUCUGCUUGUCCACUUGGAGAAUGGCUACUUUGGCAAAGGCCUCGACCAGUUCUGUUCACAUUUGCACCUCUACAACAUGUAUGUGGACAACAUCUAUAAUGCCAACAAAGCACUUGGGAUCCAGUUGAAGAAAAACAAGGCCUUCAGACGCUUCAAAAAACUACAGGAAGCCCGACCAGAGUUCAAUAACCAUAAACUGGAGGAGUUACUUCAACUCCCCAUUCAUCGAAUUGAUCAGUAUAAGCAUUUCCUACAGGAUUUGGCUGCCAACACAAGUCCAGACAACCCAGAGUUUGAACAGCUUGCUAGAGCUGUGACUGCAGUGUGCGAGGUGUCCCGUCGUAUCCAGGACAAUGCCCGGUGCCAUGAGAACCACCUGCAGCUUUGCCGGGUGCAGAAACUGCUGAAAGGGCGAAAGACGAAGGUGUUGGCCACAGGGAGGUGGUACAUCCGUGAAGGCUGGCUGAAGAUAGUCCCUCCAAAAGGUUCGGAAGCGAAGCCCAAGAUGUUCUUCCUCUUCUCUGACAUGUUGCUGGAGGCCAAACGUUGUAGUCCACUGCAUCCCAACAAUGGAGACAAGUUUGCUGGCCAGCACGCCUACCCGCUGCAGGACUGCAAUGUAGAGAAGGUGUUUGGCCACACCAGGAGCCAGGGAGGCCUGCUCAGUCUUACCUUCCCUAAAGCUAAACUCCUACUGAUGUCCAGCAACCAGGAGGAUCUCAAUGACUGGUAUCAAAGCCUGAGCUCAGCAGUCAGGAAGCUUCAGUCUAACCAGACAGUCGUCCAUCAAAGAGAUGAGUUGUGUCGCAGACCUCCCCACGCUGCCACCGAUGACCACGACAUGCUAAGCAACAAUCCUAGCAGGAAGAGAAACAUGAUGAGCGCUGAGACCAGUGAGCAUCCUCAGAACCGUCCAGCUGAACACCAGUGCAGCCCCCUCAAGAGGAUGAAGCAGUGUGACGCUCCAGAGCAGAGCAGAGCAGAGACAUCUUCUUCCAGCUGCACCAUCCUCUGAUGGAUUUCUUCAGAUGAAACUGAACUCAGCCCAAGAUGAAUGUGGAGGCUGCAUGCUUUAACGCCAGGCUGAUUGUGUUACUCAGCUUUUCCAAAUAUGUCGCACAUGCAGCUGUAUGUCUGUGCUAAUAACACCUUUAUUAUUCACUGUGCCUUUUUAACAUGAAGUCAGAGGAGGUUUGUAUUCUUACUGACAGCAGCUUCAUGUGCAAUAUAAACUAUAAACUAUAAUCUUCUUAAGCUGCUCAGCACAUAUCUGAAGAGUGUUUCACUGUGAGCAGUAGUUCUCUCCUUACAGUACAGUGCAAUUAUGAGUUCAUUUCUACAGUUCCUUUUGUGUGUCAUGCUGCAUGGAUGCUGCUUUCUAAUCUUCUGUAAAAGUACAAAGAUUCUGUUUGGAUGGGAGUUGAAAUAAGGGAUGCAUACAGUACAUGGGGAAAGUGAACACCUAUUGUGGCAGGUAAAAUGCAUAGGAACGCAGUAUCGGUAAAGCUUUUCACUCUCCAAGUGUCAAUAGCAAGCAGGGAUGAUUCUGGUCUUCACUGACUGAAGGAAGCAGAAACUGUUGUUGUCAGAUCUAAGUGCUCAUCACGGAUGAAACUCCAAAACAGCCAAUGUUAAAUGGGUGUAUAUUGUAAACCAGGGGUGUCAAACAUACGGCCUGCGUGCCAAAACCGGCCCGCCAGAGGGUCCAACCUGGCCCACAGAAUGACUUUGUAAAGUGUAAAACUUACUAGUACAAUUAAACUUUAAAACAUUUCUAGACCUUGAUUUAGUAUUUUACUUUAUGAUCAUGAAGUAAAACACUACAUUGAGACUAAAUGUUUUAUGAAUUUGUAGAUGCUUUUAAUGUGUAAAAGAGCAACUGAAAUUUAACUUACUUUCCUUCAGAAAUUGCAGGAUGUUCAUACUGUUUUGUAAAAAGAACAUUUUUGGCACUAAAACAAAGGGAACAUUUCAGAGUUAUGGUUAUUAUGCUGAACUAAGAUGAGUUUGACACCCCUGAUGUAAACAAUAUAAAACAAACAAUGUAAUAUCAAACAAUAUAAUGUUUUAUCAUGAAAAUAUCUAGUGCAAAGUGUAAAUGAACCAAAAAUUUGUGAAUAGCUUUCUUUUUUUGGGGGGGGGGAACAGGGUGAAUAUGAAAGUGUUUUCUAUGACAGUUUUUUAUUGAAUGGCUGUAAGUCUUUCUAGAAGCUUGUUUUUUUUACACAAAUGCCUUCUGCACCACCUUCCAGCCAAUAAUUGGUGGUGAUGGAGUAACAUGUCUUCAGUGUUUAAUUAUUUUAGAAUUUGUUGGUUCAAUAAUGCAUGCAUGCAUGUCUGUGUUUCUUUACAUGAGUAUGUGUUUGAUAAUUAAUACUGACGAUAAUCACACAGAUCAGAGCAACAAUUGUCCAGUUGUGCUUUCAAGCAGCCCAUUGUCUGUCUGAUAACUGAUCAUGACUCACUCCUUACAGUCUUAGAAUGUCUGUUUUGAUUGAUGGCCUGAUUGCCAAUUAUACACUUGUUAUUCUGGUGAUUAAUGAUGAUGAACUGAAUGAGUGCAUUUGCUGAGCUGCAGUGGAUUCUAGAGAAGGUAAUCUGCUGUAGAGUUCUAUGAAUGACAUGCAUCCAGGCAAGGAAGCCUGGUUAUGAUGUUCUGUAUGCUAUCUGUCUUGUGUUUGUUUUAUUACAUAAUAUUGACCCUCCUUCGUUUUACAUUUUAAUCAUAGCCUUAAUCAACAAAUUAAUAAAUAUUAGCCUCUCCAUUG